UGGAAAUAUUAAUUGUAAUGGAACGAAAAUUCCUGUUGCCCUCCCCGAAUUUCGAUAAAACGUUUAAUAAACCAAAUAAGACUAAUUUGCAUUAUCUAACACCAUCUGGCAUGACGCUACUUUCACGUGAAAAACAGCCACCUCCGAUGUAUGGAGCGCACGGAAGUACAGUGGCUCCAAAAUAUUUCCAAGUAGGGAAAACACAAUAUUAGCCUUACAAAAAUCACAUCAAAUCACUCUCCGCCUCGGACCGAAUACUGUGGAAACUGUAAGAUGGAGCUGGCCACAGCGCAAGAUAUGCGUCGUCAUUUAAACCAGCAUCAAACCUGUCCCGCUGAGGAAUGCAGAUUUACAGCUCUAUCAUUCGUUAUGGAAGGACAUAUUGAGGCAAACCACAUAACGGGUUUGUACAAAACUGUAAAAAAAGUAUGGACCCCUCAGAAUAUUGCUGCCUGGCGCGCCGAACGAUGCAAGAGAUUUCCAACGGUAGCUAGCGUAAAAAUAGCCAAACAGGCUAUAGAACAGCGCUUAAAACGAGGCGAACGCCUUGAGGCAUCUAAAAGGCGCUUUGGGAUAUUAAAUGACAGACGAAGCAUGCGCUUGCACCCAAUCAAUAAGAAACGGAAAUCUGUUAAGGAAAGUAAAAAACUCAGAUGCAUGAAUACUUCGGAAGGACAAUCAGACCGUCAGAAAGGGCCAAUGAAAGUAAUGGAGGACACUACUGUACAAGAUCCAAGCAAUUCGUGUUUAAUUGAUGUGCCAAUUUUUCGUGGGACUAGUAACAUGAUUGAUUACAAGCAUAUAACGCUUAAAUCCAAAAACGAGGUUGAUAAUGCAUUAAGCAACAUGUUGCGAAUGUACGAUACGGACAAUGAGAGCGAAAUUGAGGCAUCAUAUGAUGUAAAUGAUUUGGCUCACUUUACUUUUGUAGGAUACAAGAAUACUGUAGAUAACCAUGAUGAUACUUCAGAUCAUACCGAGCUUACAUAUUCAGUCACGCAUUUCACAGAAAAUAUUAACAAAGAUAAAUUCACUAUAGGUUUAAGCUCUUCCGAUGAAGGACCUGAUGACGUACCCAUUGAACGAAACAAAGAACCCUUUUCGAUAGUACAACAGGUUCAAACAAGACCGAUAGUCAUCAGAAACUUUAAAUCAAUUAAUAAAAACAAUAGAAAGCAUCCUUCUCCAAAGGCUUGCAUUACACGCAUUACUGGCUUGAAUUACACGCAAAAUGUUAUUGGCAGAGCCUAA
Messenger RNA from Drosophila navojoa, 1251 nucleotides. RefSeq names its product nuclear FMR1 interacting protein 1 (gene Nufip). Gene Ontology annotation, molecular function: RNA binding. Gene Ontology annotation, cellular component: nucleus. Lineage: Eukaryota; Metazoa; Arthropoda; Insecta; Diptera; Drosophilidae. Gene Ontology annotation, biological process: box C/D snoRNP assembly. The record is from RefSeq and is a predicted model, not a curated record.